UCUCCUCGAGUCCCCCGCGGCGGUAGAGAGGGUGUCUCCUCUCAGCGGAGGAGAGCGGACCUCUCCUGCACCUGUCCCCUCAGCGGUGCUGCCAAAGCCAGAAACCGGAAGUUGGAAACUGGAACUCGGCUUCACAAUGAGGCUUGGAGUGCAGGUGCAGCCGCUCCAUCCAUCAUCUGUCCUCGCCGCUCGCCACACAGGAAUUUCUCCUCGCAUUUGGUGAGUGGGCGAGUGGCUUUUUCAAGCCCUGCUAUACAGUAUACUAUA
Messenger RNA from Staurois parvus, 267 nucleotides. Lineage: Eukaryota; Metazoa; Chordata; Amphibia; Anura; Ranidae. The record is from the annotation of a GenBank genome assembly.